AGUACCAGUCGAUUCGCUAAUUGAUUGGGUACAUACAUGCAGGUGUGAGGAGACGUCUUUCAUCGUGUGUUUAUUCCGCUUCGUCUGUGAAUGUGCAAGACUAUGAAUCGGCAGAUGGAGGCCAGCAUGAAUUCUUUAGUGACGCGAUACUGGUUUCUUUUAAUUCUUGGCUGUCUACCUGGUUUCUCCGACCCCGUCAUCCUUUCUGAAAACAUUCAAGGACAGUGCUUGACUGACACCCUUCUGAUCCAGAUCACGAAGCCAUUCCUAGAUCUUUACAGCGUGGACAUUUCUGUUAGAGAUGACCAAGGUACGGCCCAUCUGUUGGAGCCCUCCCUGAACGCCAAGUGUGGUUACAAGCUCAAGAACUAUAAAGGGGAUUUAAACCUCCUGGUUUCACUGAUGGCCUGCCACUUGUAUUUGGAGGGUGAGCGGGUGCUGCUGACGAUCGAAGUGGAGUACGAGCAGCUGAGGAACUCCUCCGUGUCGGGAGCAGACGUGUUCUCCUUCACCUGUGUGCAGAAGGAGCUGGCGGUAAAGAGGAAAGUGUUCUGCGAGGAGGAGUAUAUUGAGGUGUCCCUGAAGGUUGACAUUCCUUUCCAGGCUGGUCUGCAUCAUGCUCAGGACCAGGAGGGCCCUUGGUUUUUUGAAGUCCACUAUCCGGACGGCAGUCUGAUCAACGUGGACCAGCCUUGGAUAUUGAGGAACGGCUUUGGUCUGAACAUCAGCAGCUAUUACGGCUGGAUCACCCUCAGAGUUCCCCACAGCAGCCCGAUCAUCGGAAAAAAGGAUGUCUUUGACUAUCCAUCCUUGGCGUACACCAUGAUGGCAAAGCAUGAGGAACUUCUCAUCGGGCUGCGCUACGACUUGAGCGCCAUCUGUCCAGAAGUUCAGGUCCGCUGUGCAGGAGCCGACGUUACCGUGUCCGUGCCCAUCGUGCGGACCCCCGCCAGCGGAGAAACGGUAGACCUCGUCUUCGGCAUUCAGGUCGACGGGAUCACUGUUUCUCAGACCGACAUGGACGAGAGAGGCUUUCUGUUGCAGCACAGUGCCCAAGAGGUCACUGUGACCUACCCCAAAAAGAACAAUGUUGAAUACAAACUGGAGGAAACGGUCUACAGAAACCAGCUGAGUUUGGUGCACAUGUGGAGGGACCAGGCUGACCGGAGCAAUAACCUUGUGGUGAUCUACCUUCCAGUGGACUCGUGUCACCCCGACGACCUGAAUCCAGAGUUCACAGUAACCGGUAAUGAGAUGGGAUUCAACAUCACCUAUGGCCCGAUACCUCUGGAUUAUAUAGUCUCCAGCAUUUCCAUCGAUGGCACCAUCAGCUAUUCACUCGCGGACAUCGCAGCGCAGGGUGCCAAUGUUACCAUGAUAAAAGAUGUGAACUUCCAGUACGUCAAUGUCUUUGCCAAGUACGGCACACCGGUGGUGCCACGCAAGUACAUUGGAGGGACCAGCUCUCAGUACUCCACCACUCCCUCGUUUCUAUUUCUCAAUUCCGAGAGGACGGAGGAGACUGUGACAGAAACGGAGACUCAUACCUACAACCGCUCGGAUGUUGUGUUUCCUGUUCUGCAUGGGAGCUGCGGCGACGAGCGGAUUUGCUUCAAUGUGAGCAAAGGAAACGCAGAGGAGUUCUGGCGCUUCUAUGUGUGGGAGGUCCCUGUUCUCACCUCCCAGAGGGGCUACAUCUACAGAGACCACGGCGCCAACUUCUGGCUCUGUGUGGGCAUCCAGUCCCCCGACCUCCUCCACCGGAGUGUUACUGCAGAUUCCAGGGUGAUGGCGCUGGCAGUUUCUUUUCGUGACUCUGUGACGGGGAAGACUGUUGUGAAGGCAGAGCAGCUGUGCACCUUCCUCACCGGGGGAGAGCUGGUUUGCACAGCGACGGGUGAAAUGAAGGCGCGCGCUCUCAGGAUCUCUGCGUCUCCAGCAGUGGAUCUGCACAGCCUGUCUCUCCGGGACCCUCGCUGCGGCCCCUCCGAGGUCACCGACAACCUGACCUCCUUUGAGUUCACAGUCAAUACCUGCGGGACCACCAAGGAGGUUCAUGGGGAUUAUUUUGUCUAUGACAAUGAGAUUUCAAGUAAAGUGACAGCGAAGGACAAUACCACCAGACACACUCUGUAUAAGGUGACUCUGCUGUGCCAGUAUCUGCAGACAGACCAGCUGUCUCUGGAGCUGUUCAGUAAAUACAAGCAGAGCCUCCCUAAACCAGCCCUGGGACAGGGGGAGUUCAAGCUCUCCCUGGAUAUUAUGAGAGACCCUGGCUACACUACACCAUACCCCAAGGAGGAGUUCCCCAUCACCAAGCUCCUGCGGGACCCCCUGUUUGUGGAGGUCUCUGUGCUCAGUGAUGACCCUGGGAUUGAGCUCUUUCUCAAGGACUGUUGGGGGACCCUGGGAGCCGACCCCUCAAGCACCCUCAUGUGGCCAGUGAUCAAGGACAGCUGUGAGUUUAAAGGAGACAAGUACAAGACUGUGUUCCACCAGGUGAAGCCCACAAGGAGAGUACAGCUCCCGGGACACUACAAGCGCUUCGAUGUGAAGAUGUUCACCUUCGUAGACAUGCAGUCCAAACAGCUCCUGGACAAGGAGAUCUAUUUCCACUGUGCCGUGAUCAUAUGUGAUGCCCAAGCGCUGAGUUCUGACCAGGCUUGCUCAGGAGCCUGUAUACCUGGCAAGCAGAGGAAAGGGAGAGGUGCCUGGUCUCUGGGAGUGCAGCACGGCGUUGUGUCCUCUGGAGGAAUCAGUCUGCAGAGUUCUGCUGAUGCAGCCACCAGUCUGUUGGAUCCUGACACCCCUUCUUGGCUCAUUAUAGUGUCAGCGACUGGCCUCCUAGCUUGCUUAGCCUUCAUGGUCUAUGCCUACUGGCGACUUAAAUUGAAAAAAAGAAACUCGAAUAAACCUGCGACCACUUAACACCAGUGUCUGUCUGUUUAUUUCAAAAACCACAGUUCAGACAGCGUGCCUAUUAAACAAACCAGUUU
This is a messenger RNA of Acipenser ruthenus (sterlet), 2996 nucleotides long. RefSeq lists its product as uncharacterized. The coding region runs from base 91 to 2928 and encodes 945 amino acids. The record is from RefSeq and is a predicted model, not a curated record. The transcript is spliced from 22 exons. Lineage: Eukaryota; Metazoa; Chordata; Actinopteri; Acipenseriformes; Acipenseridae.